AUGGCCGCGCCACCACCACAGCCGCCACCGCCGCACCUCUCUCUCUCAUCGCCCCCUUCUCACUUUUCAUCUCUCUUAUUCUACAGCCUCCCAAAACACACCCCCGAGAAUUCUGAAAUUGCAUUCUUGCCAUCCUCAUCGUCCUCGGCCAAUUCUUCUACUCUCUCGUCCAAAAUUCCGGCGCAAGCCCACCUGCCCAUCAUCUCGAAGCAGCCCAUUUUGCUAUUUUCUGGGCUCGAGCCGCCCGCCGUGGACACCCAGACUUUCUUGGUCACUGUCAGUGUUCUGGUUGCUAUUGGGCUCUCUCUUGUUCUUGGCCUCAAGGGAGAUCCUGUACCAUGUGCCAGGUGUGCUGGAAAUGGUGGCACUAAGUGUGUAUUCUGCAGCGAUGGUAAGAUGAAAGUUGAGGCGGGUCUUGUAGAUUGUAAGGUGUGCAAAGGUGCAGGAUUGAUACUCUGCAAGAAGUGUGGAGGCUCCGGUUACUCGAAACGUUUAUAA
Molecule: messenger RNA, 498 nt
Organism: Striga hermonthica
Lineage: Eukaryota; Viridiplantae; Streptophyta; Magnoliopsida; Lamiales; Orobanchaceae
Source: the annotation of a GenBank genome assembly